This is a messenger RNA of Alexandromys fortis (reed vole), 2379 nucleotides long. Its product is annotated as cadherin-10. The coding region runs from base 1 to 2379 and encodes 792 amino acids. The record is from RefSeq and is a predicted model, not a curated record. Gene Ontology annotation, biological process: cell morphogenesis; homophilic cell-cell adhesion; adherens junction organization. The transcript is spliced from 12 exons. Gene Ontology annotation, cellular component: adherens junction; catenin complex; plasma membrane. Lineage: Eukaryota; Metazoa; Chordata; Mammalia; Rodentia; Cricetidae. Gene Ontology annotation, molecular function: calcium ion binding; cadherin binding.
AUGACGAUCUAUCAGUUCUUGAGACUUUUUGUUCUCUGGGCAUGCCUACCCCACUUCUGCUCUCCUGAGUUAAUGUUCAGAAGGACUCCUGGGCUUCAGCAAAUGAUUGCAGAAGCCCGCGUCCCAAGAAGUGAUGGUAAAAUCCUUCACCGCCAAAAACGUGGCUGGAUGUGGAACCAGUUCUUCUUACUGGAAGAAUAUACAGGAUCUGAUUAUCAAUAUGUAGGCAAGCUUCAUUCAGACCAAGAUAAAGGAGAUGGAUCGCUCAAAUAUAUUUUAUCUGGAGACGGAGCUGGUACUCUUUUUAUUAUUGAUGAAAAAACAGGUGAUAUUCAUGCCACAAGACGAAUUGAUAGGGAGGAAAAGGCCUUUUAUACUCUACGUGCUCAAGCUAUUAACAGAAGAACUCUGAGGCCAGUAGAACCAGAGUCUGAAUUUGUGAUCAAAAUCCACGAUAUCAAUGACAAUGAGCCAACAUUCCCAGAGGAAAUUUAUACUGCUAGUGUUCCUGAAAUGUCCGUCGUAGGUACUUCUGUGGUGCAAGUCACAGCUACCGAUGCUGACGACCCUUCCUACGGGAACAGCGCCAGAGUCAUAUACAGCAUCCUUCAAGGGCAGCCUUAUUUCUCUGUGGAGCCAGAAACAGGUAUCAUCAGGACAGCUUUACCAAACAUGAACCGAGAGAACAGGGAACAGUACCAGGUGGUCAUACAGGCCAAGGACAUGGGUGGCCAGAUGGGGGGUUUAUCCGGUACCACCACGGUGAACAUCACACUAACAGAUGUCAAUGACAACCCACCUCGCUUCCCUCAGAAUACCAUCCAUCUUCGAGUUCUUGAAUCCUCUCCAGUUGGAACAGCUGUUGGAAGCGUAAAAGCAACCGAUGCUGACAUGGGAAAAAAUGCUGAAGUAGACUACCGCAUUAUUGAUGGAGAUGGGACAGAUAUGUUUGACAUUAUAACUGAGAAGGACACACAGGAAGGCAUCAUUACUGUGAAAAAGCCACUGGACUAUGAGAGCCGGAGACUUUACACUCUGAAGGUCGAGGCAGAAAAUACCCAUGUGGAUCCUCGCUUUUAUUAUCUAGGGCCAUUCAAAGAUACGACAAUGGUGAAAAUUUCCGUAGAAGAUGUGGAUGAGCCCCCUGUUUUCAGCCGAUCCUCUUAUCUGUUUGAAGUUCAUGAGGACAUUGAAGUGGGCACAAUCAUUGGCACUGUCAUGGCAAGAGACCCCGAUUCUACUUCCAGUUCCAUCAGAUUCACUUUGGAUCGCCAUACUGACCUUGACAGAAUUUUUAACAUUCAUUCUGGAAAUGGAUCGCUCUAUACUUCAAAGCCCCUGGAUCGUGAACUGUCUCAAUGGCACAAUCUUACUGUUAUAGCUUCUGAGAUCAAUAAUCCCAAAGAGACAACUCGUGUGUCUGUUUUUGUGAGGAUUUUGGAUGUGAAUGACAAUGCUCCACAAUUUGCUGUGUUUUAUGACACAUUUGUAUGUGAGAAUGCCAGACCAGGGCAGGUGAGCAACCAACUGAUCCAGACCAUAAGUGCGGUUGACAAAGAUGAUCCCUUAGGUGGUCAGAAGUUUUUCUUCAGUUUGGCUGCUGUUAAUCCUAAUUUCACAGUACAGGAUAAUGAAGAUAAUACUGCCAGAAUUUUAACCAGAAAAAACGGCUUCAACCGACACGAAAUAAGCACCUAUCUAUUGCCUGUGGUGAUAUCUGACAAUGAUUACCCAAUUCAGAGCAGCACUGGCACCCUGACCAUCCGAGUGUGCGCCUGCGACAGCCAAGGCAACAUGCAGUCCUGCAGUGCGGAAGCCCUGCUCCUGCCUGCUGGCCUCAGCACCGGUGCCUUGAUAGCCAUUCUCCUCUGCAUCAUAAUUCUGCUGGUUAUAGUAGUCCUCUUUGCAGCCCUGAAGAGGCAGCGGAAGACCGAGCCUCUGAUCUUAUCUAAAGAGGAUAUCAGAGACAACAUUGUGAGCUAUAACGAUGAAGGUGGUGGAGAGGAGGACACCCAGGCCUUUGAUAUUGGUACCUUGAGGAAUCCUGCAGCUAUCGAGGAGAAAAAGCUCCGGCGUGAUAUUAUUCCUGAAACGUUAUUUAUACCACGGAGGACUCCUACAGCCCCCGAUAACACGGACGUCCGGGAUUUCAUUAACGAGCGGCUCAAAGAGCAUGACCUGGACCCCACCGCGCCUCCCUACGACUCACUGGCCACCUAUGCCUAUGAAGGAAACGACUCCAUCGCUGAAUCUCUGAGCUCAUUAGAAUCAGGUACCACUGAAGGAGACCAAAACUACGAUUACCUCCGAGAAUGGGGACCUCGGUUUAAUAAACUAGCAGAAAUGUAUGGUGGUGGCGAGAGCGACAAAGACGCUUAG